Pocillopora verrucosa is the source of this 1525-nucleotide messenger RNA. Its product is annotated as RNA 3'-terminal phosphate cyclase. Gene Ontology annotation, molecular function: RNA-3'-phosphate cyclase activity. Gene Ontology annotation, cellular component: nucleus. The record is from RefSeq and is a predicted model, not a curated record. Lineage: Eukaryota; Metazoa; Cnidaria; Anthozoa; Scleractinia; Pocilloporidae. Gene Ontology annotation, biological process: RNA processing.
UUUUUGCACAUUCAGAAUCGCGAAAAUGGCUUCUGACGAAGGUAACCCAAACGGCACUCUGAUCAUCGAUGGAAGUGUUAUGGAAGGGGGAGGUCAAAUCCUUCGGAAUGCAGUCAGCUUCGCAUGCCUGUUGAAUUCUGCAGUUUGUGUUCAGAAUAUCAGAGCUGGAAGGUCUGCACCAGGAUUAAGAGCUCAACAUAUGACCGGACUGCAACUGGUGCGAGAUGUUACUUCUGGUAAACUUGAAGGUGACAAAAUUGGUUCCACUUCAGUCUCUCUUCAUCCAGGCAGUAUUGGUUCUGGGAUAUUUUUAGCAGAUACUCAUACAGCUGGGAGUGUUUCUCUGCUUAUGCAGUUGGCUCUUCCUUGCCUUCUAUAUGCUCCUGAGACAUGUAAGUUAAUACUUAAAGGAGGAACAAAUGCAGAAAUGGCCCCACCUAUUGAUUACAUGACAGAUAUUUUGAGACCAGCUAUAAAAAGACUGGGUGUAGACUUUGAUUGUGAGAUUGUAAAAAGAGGUUAUUAUCCUAAAGGAGGAGGAGAAAUUCAUGUUACAGUAAACCCUGUCAAACAGUUGAAGCCAUUACAGUUACUACAAAGAGGAACAUUAUCCAAGAUUACAGGUCGUGCUUAUGUUGCAGGUGUUUUACCUUUCAAGAUGGCCCAGACUAUGGCUGAAGUGGCCCAUAGAAUGUUGAAGGAGAAAUACCCUGAUGUGCAGGAUAUUAAGAUAGAACCAGAUAAAGAACCUGGAGACAAGGCACAUGGAAGUGGAUCUGGAAUAAUGCUUAUGGCUGAAUCCUCUACUGGAUGUAGAAUUGCUGGAUCAGCAAUUGGAAGGAAAGGUGUUUCUCCACAGGAGGUUGCAAGAAAUGCAGUUGAGGAGCUGGCAAAUAAUCUUCAAUAUGACAGUUGUGUUGAUGAACAUCUUCAGGAUCAGCUGAUCAUAUUUAUGGCUUUAGCUGCUGGUCAUUCAUCUAUGAAAUGUGGACCACUCACUAUGCACACACAGACAGCUAUUCAUGUUGCUGAGAAAAUCAUGAAGGCAAAGUUCAAGGUGCAGCAGAUGCCUGAUGAGAAAGAAUGCAUUAUUGAAUGUGAAGGAAUAGGUUUAAAAAACCCACAUUUAUAACAAUUAGAACUUCCUCAGCUUGUAAAUAUUAAUAAAGAAUCACUAAUGAAUAAAUUAUUGAGAAAUAAAUAAAUGUAUCUGUACCUGGUGGUAUGAGAUGUGAUUGUCUACCUGAAAUAAAUACUUAACCCUUUCACUCCCAAGAUCUGAUUAGUAAUUCUCCUUACUAUCUGCCAUACAAUUCUUAUGAUGUUAGUUCAGAGAAUUUGGUAUUGGAUCAACUAAUAAUCCCAUGAUUGAUAUUCUUCUCUAUUCUCAUCACCUACCUGCUUGAUAUUGUAUUGACAUUGUAAGGAGAAAUUCUGUCUUGGUCACUUAUGAGAGUAACUCCCACGAGUGACCAAAACAGAAUUUAUCCUUAAAAUAUAGAUACAAUAUUAAAUAAACAAGAGA